ACCGUCACUUCCGCUUUUGUACUCAUCCGCCACAGCACCGGAUCACAUGAUCAGACUAUCGGUUCAGUCAGUCGGAGAAAAAUGAAACUGAUCAUUCUCGACGACUACGAGGCGUCUAGCGAGUGGGCUGCAAAAUACGUCAGGAAUAAGAUUUUGCUUUUCAAACCUGGGCCGGACAGAUAUUUCACACUUGGUCUUCCUACGGGAAGCACACCCUUGGGAUGUUACAAGAAACUUAUUGAGUAUUACAAGAAAGGGGAAAUCUCCUUCCAGUAUGUCAAGACGUUCAAUAUGGAUGAAUAUGUGGGACUUCCCAGAGAUCACCCGGAGAGCUACCAUUCCUUCAUGUGGAAUAACUUCUUCAAGCACAUUGACAUAAGAGCAGAGAACACGCACAUCCUUGAUGGCAAUGCUCCAGAUUUGAAAGCAGAGUGUGAUGCGUUCGAGGGGAAAAUAACAGCAGCUGGUGGGAUCCAGUUGUUCGUCGGAGGGAUCGGACCGGAUGGCCACAUCGCCUUCAAUGAGCCCGGAUCAAGCCUGGUUUCUAGAACCAGGGUGAAGACGCUGGCAAAGGACACCAUCAUGGCAAAUGCUAGGUUCUUUGACGGGGACCUGUCAAAGGUGCCCACUAUGGCGCUGACUGUCGGAGUGGGCACCGUCAUGGAUGCAAAGGAGGUCAUGAUCCUCAUCACAGGGGCUCACAAGGCAUUUGCCCUUUACAAAGCCAUAGAAGAAGGUGUGAACCACAUGUGGACUGUAUCUGCCUUCCAGCAGCACCCACAGACUGUUUUUGUAUGUGACGAAGACGCCACUCUGGAACUGCGUGUGAAGACGGUUAAAUAUUUCAAAGGGAUGAUGCAUGUGCACAACAAGCUGGUGGAGUUGCCUCCUUCAGAGCCCAAGAAGUGAUGAUGUUUCUUGCAGGGGAACAAGUGAACAUUUCAGAAACAUUCCAAUGACUUCUUCAUAUCUUAGCAUUGAACUGUGAGUGGGUGUGAUCGGGUUUGAUACCGCUCAUUUGUCAUUUAUAAUAAAAUGAUUUAUACUUGCU
Molecule: messenger RNA, 1051 nt
Organism: Doryrhamphus excisus (bluestripe pipefish)
Lineage: Eukaryota; Metazoa; Chordata; Actinopteri; Syngnathiformes; Syngnathidae
Gene: gnpda1
Product: glucosamine-6-phosphate deaminase 1
Biological process (GO): N-acetylglucosamine catabolic process; carbohydrate metabolic process; N-acetylneuraminate catabolic process
Cellular component (GO): cytoplasm
Molecular function (GO): glucosamine-6-phosphate deaminase activity; identical protein binding
Source: RefSeq, a predicted model, not a curated record